CAUUCAACUCACAAACGGAUCAGUCCCCUUCUGGCUGUGAGUAGAUGAUGACCUGAUUUAAUUGGCAAGUAGUUCAGAGGCAUCGAAAUGACACGGAUCAUAGUUUUCGCCUUAUUGUGCGUACUCCUUACGGGAAUAGUUUUCGGAGAAGUGAGUCAAUCUUUCAAUUCGGUUAAUAUCACAACUGUUGACCCAUUGAGAUAUCAUGCUCUACAAUUGUUCAACAACGAUCAUACUAGCAGGAAACGCCUAGCUAUAAGAAAAUGUUAUUCUUAUAACUUCAUUUACCCGUUGAAAAUCUUUUCCACUGAGGAACCUUACUUCUGUGCGGCAGUUUUCAUCAGUCAGGAUUCCCUUCUGACGACGGCUUUGUGCAUGAAAAUGAUGCAGCAUAGCGAUGAGCACCCCUCGAACCACAUGUUCGCCAUGGUUGAUCGUGAGGAGGUUUUCUUCUAUGAGCAUGGACGGCGCUACGUCAGCAAAGUAUUUUACCAUCCAAAGUUUGAAGAUGAGCCAGCCUAUUACAACGUGGCAGUCGUUAAGUUGCGGAACUCUGUAUACGAUCGAGACACCACCGGACGAAGCCACGUGGCAUGUCUUUAUCCAAACAAGCACAUGAAGAAUUCGAAGGCCAUACUCGGCGAAUGGUUCGAGUUUCAACCGGAACAGAAUCCAUCCUUCCGUUGGCUGGAUUUGCCGUUCGUCACUCGGAAGGAAUGCAACGCCGAGCUGGCAAAGAUGAAGCGACCCGUUCCGGAAUUGACUCGUGGCCUGCUGGAGUCGCAGCUUUGUGUGCGAGAUUCUCACAAUGCAUCCCUCACCCGGUUCUGUGAUCCACGUUCAUCGGGGCCGCUGUUGAUGACUCUGGGAAGCACUGUCUACGUGGUCGGUCUCCCUACGGUGCACAUCGAUGACUGCACGGUGGACAUUGAGGUGUUCAAUCGAGUUUCCCAAUUUUUGGAUUGGAUUGAAUCGGUGGUGUGGCCCGGACAGGAAUAGAACAGUGAUUCCUUCCCCUCAUUAAAAUUGAAUAAAAUUUUGCCUUCCGUAGGAAUA
Aedes aegypti (yellow fever mosquito) is the source of this 1056-nucleotide messenger RNA. RefSeq names its product serine protease Hayan. The transcript is spliced from 4 exons. NCBI's taxonomy places the organism in Eukaryota, Metazoa, Arthropoda, Insecta, Diptera, Culicidae. Gene Ontology annotation, biological process: proteolysis. The coding region runs from base 88 to 999 and encodes 303 amino acids. Gene Ontology annotation, molecular function: serine-type endopeptidase activity. The record is from RefSeq and is a predicted model, not a curated record.